Molecule: messenger RNA, 376 nt
Organism: Fukomys damarensis (Damara mole-rat)
Lineage: Eukaryota; Metazoa; Chordata; Mammalia; Rodentia; Bathyergidae
Exons: 4
Coding region: 12-374 (120 amino acids)
Source: RefSeq, a predicted model, not a curated record
CCUGUGACGUAAUGGUAACGGCCCGUUUCCGGGGAGGAGCCAGAGAGGGCGGGCGUUUAGGCUGCGCCGUCCUCUCAGCCCCCCUCCAGGAGACAUUCGGAGCCCAGGACAUGCCGGGAUUGAGAAGCUACGAGGUGGCGCUGGAGGCGGAGGAGGAGAUCUACUGGGGCUGUUUCUACUUUUUCCCCUGGUUGCGAAUGUGGCGCAGGGAGAGGAGCUCGGCACACCCCCGGGAGCAGAAGCUGGAGCCCCUGCGGGGUCUGAUGAGCUGUCUGUCCAGCGGCCUGGGCCCUGCUCCCCAGCGCUCAGGUCGUGGCCUUCUCUGCCGCACUCCCGCUACUGCUGUCCAGCCAGCUGGUGCAUUAAAAAUUUAAAG